Messenger RNA from Paramuricea clavata, 20381 nucleotides. The record is from the annotation of a GenBank genome assembly. NCBI's taxonomy places the organism in Eukaryota, Metazoa, Cnidaria, Anthozoa, Malacalcyonacea, Plexauridae.
GACCAAUCACACAAAUUAUUCAAUCUUCUACCUACCAUCAUUAGCUAUGCAUGAUUAAAUCAUCUUUCAAAGCAUUUUAAUUUCUAUACCUAUAUAUGUUAAUUGUCAUUAAAUCUUGAACACCGAUUAAUUUAUCUUGCAUUUCUCUUGGUGCUGCGCUGAAGGAAACAUUGCGGAGAGACAUUCGUUUUCGAAAUGACUUUGGACUCUAAUCUGAACCAAUUCUUCCUUAUCAUCAAUGGCUUCAUUGUUCUCUGUAAGUUUUGAAUAAGAUUUUUUUCGUUUUUGGACAGUCCUAUAUUACAGUGAUAUAUAUAUUAUGUAUAGGCUAUGGUAUAAAUUAUGUAGGCUAGCUAGGUGUUUGCAUUUUGGUGUGUGUUUAUAUUGUACUUGUAUAUCGAAAUUUUAUUUUAUGAUGUAGUAUAUCUUUUAUCUAAUUUUUAUUGGUUGUAGUCGUAUAAGGUUGUAGUCGUAUAAAAUAUUGCGAUGUAGAUUCUAGGCGUUAUAUGAAGCAACGCUGCAAUGGUAGCAUUAUUCGAGCAAAUGGCAUUAAAUUAAACUAAUUUUAUAUUAAUAUACCCUUGUAUAUCAUGGUUUGCAUGUGCAUGCGUAUAAGCAAACAUAACAAACAAGACGGUAAAUUUAACCAUGAAAUGAACAUUGGCCUUUGCGUUAUUUUGUCAAAGCAACUUAUUAUCUUGAGGCCCCUGUUAAAUGACUACCGGAUUCCCUUGUCAUGACAUCGAAUUAAACGGUUUCAGGAAAAUAAGACAGGAAUAUCCGAACACUUAAAAUUGCGCUAAUAUGACAAAAUAAAACGAAAACCGUUAAAGGGGGAAAUUUUGUGGGCAGACAUCGCUCCUGAAAUGCAUAUGUUGAUGUCGUUAAAGGCAAAGCAGGCACGCGAGUCGUUCUUUCAUUGGCAUUUGCUUCUGAUUUCUAACUUUACCGCACAACCUAUACAUGCUACGUUUACACUACUGGAUAGCUUAUUCUGUGCGGCGCGAAAAAGCACCUAUCCGGUGCGAAAUGUACAAUUAUCAAAGAUUCAGAAGAUUUCUUUUACCUUAUUUGAUCGGUAUUGUAGAUGGAAAUUGUCGAGUGGAAUUUUUUUUACAUUUAUUAGACCUAACCAGGAACAGAAGCGAAAAAUGCAACUUUAGGUCCCUGGCAGGAAUUGAAGCUGCGACCAACUGCCGAGCUACAGAGGCCAUGCAGUUGUCGAGCUCUAACCACAAGUUCAUGUAUAUAUACUAGGGUACUGCCAUGUACAGGUUAUGGGUAAAUAUCAAGAUUUUGUGGCAUGUCACCCGAAUGAAUAAGUUUGGUAUUGUAAAUGGAAAUUGCCGAGUGGAAUUUCCACAAUUUCCAUCUACAAUACCCAUCAAAUAUCAUUCAUUUUACCUUUUACCUAGUUCCUUUGACGCAAAAGGUCCGUUAUAAACUUAAUAUAGGCCUGGUAACAUAAUAGUCCUUUAAAUAAGAGUCCUUUUUAAAUAGUAAGUUAAGUGAUCAUCAUGCACUCAGACAAAUUAGGUUGGAAUUCAGCGCCUAUUUCUAUUAAUUGUAUUGCGCUUAUCCAUUAUUACCAAAACCGCGGAUUCUUCAUCUCGCCAAAAAACGUGUCAUAUAAAUGUUUUCGUGACUACAUUCCUAACAUCGUAACUCAACAAUAUGAAAAUAGCGACAUCUGAUUGGCUGCGGGAAAUUUGUCUGAAAUUGGCUAUUAAAGUUAGAAUUGCCUUUGCCAUUGUAGGUAGUGCCGAUAAAAUGAUCAAGCUUUCGUUGGUAUGCAACUACCUGAAAAUAUAUAAGGAGAAUUUCGACGUUUCGCGUUGAGCGAAGGCCUUCGUCUGGAGUUACUGUAGCCUUAGGCACACUUUUUUCAGGCUAGAGUAUAAGGACUGCCGUUUUGGUAAAAUAUUUAGUUUUCAGUAAGGCUUUAAUACAAGAUCGAGGAUAUUAUUCAGAAGCAGUUGUCCUCAUGGGUAAUCAACAUUAAAAGUCAAUCAGUAAAAAACGAUCAAGCAUACAUACCGAAAACUGGUUGAGCUAACUAAUUCGUAACAAUCAGCUGCGGAUAACACACAAACGCAUCAAAACGCCUAUAUGUUUACAAUUAAUUCUAAUUUUAAACAGCCAAUCCAGUUGUUAGUAUUUAAUUGCUAUAAAAAUUUGAUUGGCUGUUUAAAAUUAGAAACGUAUCGUGUUUGGCGGGCAACGAAAUAUUAAUAAAAAAAGUAAAAAUGGAUAUGAAAAGUUGUUUCGAUGGUUCUGAACUAAAAAUGAAUAAUACGCUAUAAUUCACUUUUGCUUAAAAUUUGAUGUUUUAAACCUCGUUGGCAAGUACAAAAAGUGAUAUUAUGUCGUAGUUUGCCGCUUGCGUGCAUGCGCCAGUGCCAUUUUCAACCCCUCGAAAGGCAGACAUCUGCACCAAGUCUAAUCAUUCAGUUAUUAGCAGAAAAACAGAACGAGUCGAAUUUGCGAAGUUCGUGGAUAAAGUGCAAUAUAUUUAUCUGGCAGGGCUACGAUCAGUAAGCAAGGAUCAUCUUCACUGCGAAAAAUCUUUGUUUCACCUUGUACAUGCCAAAAUUUACACCACUAAAGGUUUCAUAUUUUACACCAUCCGAAAGUAAUUGAAAACGGAACAUGGUUGCAUUAACCCGCGCGCCAUUUCUGUCAAAAAUGUCUGCAGUUCAUAGUCUAUACUCUGGGCAGUUUAGACAGCCAUUUUUAACAGUAGACCUUAAUUAAGAUCGACGCUUGCGGACUUUUUCAACACCGCAACUCGCAUUUGUAAGUUAUAUGUGUACAACUUUUCGACAGCCAAGUAGCUAAUUCAUGCUCUAAUUUGAAUGCACAAAUUGCCCUAACUUCUAAAAACUAACAGUUAGUCGACAACAAGAUACGAUUUGAAGUUUGGCGUUUGCGAUUAGCCGUCUGCCGUAAGCGUCAUGUAAUCUUCAGGUCUAUACACAUUAUAACCCAUAACACAAGAUGCACGACAUACAACGCGCUUACCAACGCUAAAUACUAUAUUAUUGUUACCGUGUGCUGUGUUUUAACGCUUCUCAGCUAUUUUAGAGUUCUCUAACUUAUCUUUAAGGCCUUCAAACGAGGCCAACAUGUUGAUCAAACAGCAUCCAACAUUACUGGUUGCAACAUGUUGCCUUGUUGGCCUCAUUUCAACAUUGUGUGUUAAGUAAUGUUGUUGCCUGAUGUUGCAUCGUCAACAUCAGAAUUGGCGUUCAACAUUUUCAUCCAACAAGCGACAUCGUCAAAUUGAAGUAAAAUUUUGCCUCUUUGCACCGAUGUCAGUGUACAGGCAAGCGUAUGGUGUAAACAUUUUCGCUUAACGAAUGUUAUAAGUCGGGAGGUCAUUUAAUAUUCGGUGUAAAUAUUAAUUAAAUUAUUUAAUGAUAUAUUUUAAUCCCAUUUUAUUUUCCUUCAAAACAAAGAAAAUCUUCAGGGCGUGAAUAUAUACCAGUCAAAGUUCGAAUUUAGCACGUGAACAAAAUGGAUAACGAGGAACAGCUUGAAGUAAUAUCUUUAAGUUUCUUUGUUUCAUCCUGAAUGACAAUCGCAUGAUAACACCGUGAUACACUGACUGACUAGCACGCGAUCAUUCUUAGAUUGAUAUCACGUGUACAUGCCUAAGGCCAGGAUAUUGACUGUGGUUUGUAUCGAAAUUUCCCAGCAUGGAUUGAAGCCUAAAUAGAUGUUAAACCCACCGUGAGUUUAGUUUUUUAAUUUCAUCUGUUCAGGGAGUGAAAAAACUUGCAUCUUUGGAAAAAGUUAUAAACAUCGUCGUAGAAAUAAAUAGUUUAUAAUUGCCCGAUUUCAGCUUAAAAUCUCUUAUCCAGGACAUUUUUCAAUAGCCUUUGAAUAAACGAACUUAAAUUCUUGCACAUGCGCGGUUCCUUCCCAAACGCGAAGCCCAAAAACUUGUUUUUGCUCAUUUUAAUAAUUUAGAACAAACUUUUCGCUAGCGCCCGCAAUUUACUGACCAGCGACAGCAAAUUUCCCACCUGUUCUCCUGUGCCGUAAAGACCUACCUAAAAUGAUCUUGUUAUGUAGAUACUAAAUGAAGCGUUUCAUUACUAACUAGUACUUUGAAAAUGAAUAAACCAUUUUGAAAAGUCUAAAACAAAUCAAAGCAAAGACAACCUUUUAGCACAUUGUGCAUUCCGUUUCGGAAUAGGUACUUUUAUGCGCCGCUACAGAAAGCUAUCCGAUAUACCUGCAUGUAAUCGUAACUAUGACUAUGUAACCUACUGUAUAUUAUAUAAGAUCGAUAUCCUUUGUAAUUAUAUUGUUACGAGGCCGGCAGUUGUUGGGGAUCACCAUUGUAACGAUAUUGCAUACCGUAAUUCACAUAACCUACGGAUUCAGCUUUUCUUUGUGGUUUAGCCUUAAUUCCGCUGCUUGGAGCCUCCAUACCAGUGAUAUGUUACUGGAAAAAUCUGGAUGGGAUUUGUUAAUUCACUAGAAAUACAUGCAUGCAGAAUCCCCUCGUCUUGCUGGCAAAACCAUUAUAUUCUCCGAACAUGAAGUAUAUGAAGUAGUUUUCAUGGUAACACGAUUAUUUUAUAAAGUAUAUUUUUUUAAAUUAAAUUGAAAAUUCCCCUAAAAAUAUCACUUUUAUAUACAAAAUUAUCAAUUUUCCAAAAAUAUAUAUGUUAGUUGUGUUAUUACACGUUAUUAUGGGUAAUAUAGCCUAAACUUCAAGUUUUAAAAUGUUCUUAAAACUAAACUACCUUUAAUACUAUAAACUUUAAGUUUGAAAUAAAAUUAUUUCAAAUUCUCACAUGAAAAUAUCUUUGCUUUUCUCUUUAUUUAAUUAAAGAUUUUAAUAUAAUAAAAAAGGUAAUUAAUAAAAAUACAUUCAAAUCAUCAUUUUUCAUUUUACGCAACGGCCAACGACCAGUUUUUAAAGCAAUUAUAAAGCAAACAAUACGUCAAUAUUUAAAACAAACUUACCUCCAUUGGGUUUUACGAUUUCCGAUGAUCCAGCAAUCUAUUGCCCUAUUGUUAUGAACAAAUAGACUGUUGGCUGCACGUCUCAUUAACGAUUUUUCGGGUUUCUGAAUAAAGACAAUAAAGUUUUUCAGUCACCUGUAGCACACGUCGGCGUCUUUGCCCGCUUUCGGCUUUUUCCCAUCUUCUUGCUAGUUUUCGUUUGGUUGCAUAACUUUAUUAUAUUUACUUUGUGUGUGUGUUGGUGUUGUGUACUCAGGUGAAUAUGAUGUUUGUGGAGUUACUCUGAGUGUGCAUCCACACUGGGCAAGCUGAAAAGUUUGCCUAACCACGGCAGGAAUCGAACCCGCUACCUUUGGGAUACUAGUCCAAUGCUCUACACCAACUGAGCUACGAGGUCAAGUCAGUUGUUUAAUGGUUUUUAUUUAAUUUAGUUAUUUUAUUUUAUUUGUUUAAUUUUUUUUUUAAUUUUCUCAAUAGAACCCGUAUAAAAGAGUUAUAUUUUCAAAUAGUGUCACUCUGUUAUUAUGAAUAUUUAUGUCGUAUUAUGCAGUCAUCAUAACGCGAAAUUUAAACUUGACCAAUCAGUGUUCGCCAUUUCCACGACAGUCCGCCAUUUUUUUUGAGAUCAGUGGGAGUUCUACCCUUGGAUCACAGCCAGACGCCCCCGAAGUUUGAUGAACUUUACACUUCGCUAAUGCUUUCCUUUUCCCGGGUGUAAAUAGCCGAGCGGAAUUAGUACCCUCGCUCCGGCCUUACGUACGCGAGCCAUUGGCUCGGGGAUUAAAUUGAGAAGACGUCUUCUGACACCACCAACGAAAAAUUGAAACGGCUGGGGGGAGAUAGGGGAUCGAAUAUUCAUGUGAAAGAAAUGCACAAUAUUUAUAUUAAAACCUAAUUAAAACUAUAUUAUCCAUUAUAUAUAGUCGAAGAUUGUGGAAAAAGUUCCUAAACGUGCAAUAUUAUUAUACUGAUAAAUGUCGUAUAAAAUAUGUAUGUAUAUGUAUAUAUAUAUAUAUAUAUAUAUAUAUAUAUAUAUAUAUAUAUAUAUAUAUAUAUAUAUAUAUAUAUAUAUAUAUAUAUAUAUAUAUAUAUAUAUAUAUAUAUAUAUAUAUAUAUAUACCGGGUGUCCCAAAAAAAAGUACUUCGGUUUGAUUUAUAAUAACUUUUAAACAAGUAAAGCUAUCAAACAGUAAUAACUUGCAUUAAGUAGAGGAAGGACUAACUUAGAUUUUGAUAUAUUGCAGUUGUAUUUUACUUAAAAAUUCACGGAGAUAUUAAUGUUCAAAAUCGGGAGCAUAUUUUGGGAUGUGUCUAAAAUUAGCGAAAAUCGGCAUAUCAAAUAUUAACUUCAGCGUUUGUUUGCUUGAUGACAUAUCAGGCUAACUUGUAUUUCAGCAGAUUGUCGUUAGGGUUUGUAAGGGAUAUGGCGUAGAUUUAGACUUCUUACAUGUAAGUCUUAGCUCAUUGUUUCCUGAAAUAUGAACGUACGAAAUUAUGUAAGUAUUUAAUAGGUCUUUACAAACUUUACAAAUUUAUAAGGUACAUGAAAGACCAUGCAAGGCAGGCGCUUAAAUUUUUCUUAGCCUAAUUUUUUUAUGUUUUUCAUGGGUUCAAAACAGAGUUAAUCAUUUCUCGGUUAGAGCAGGAUGAAUAUUAUUCUGCAAUGAAGGAAAUAAUAUUGCUUUUUGCAAAUACACAUCACAGUAUCAACGCUACUAUUUUGUUACGUUUUGUUCUAAAAAUGUUGGAUAUCUCUAGGGAGUUGCAUGCUUAAUUGUUAUGUCUUAUGGAGUUGUAUGGUUUGAUUGUGUUUCAUUCUCAGUUUAUUCUGAACUUAAAAAGAUUAAGAAAAGGCAAAUGAGUUUGAGUGUUCUUAACAAGAUUUCAGAACGUUGUAGAAGUUAGAAGAGCUUCACAAUUCCAUUGUGACAGCAUGCCCUAAUUCAGAACUACGAACGAUCCAUGACGAUCCUUCGCGAUGCAGUGGUCUCAUGAAAUAAGGAAACGUAUUCGUGCUAGGAACACACACAGAUUUCGGACGAAUAAAUCUUGCUUGUAUUUUGUAGAUAAUAAUACUUUGUUUCAUAAUAAACAAUUUGUCAAGUGUCAUUUAUUUACUGGUAAUCGUGCAUGUUUCAGUCGGCGGGCAAAUCUUGAUUAAUAUUUGAUACGCCGUUUUUUGCAUAUUUCAGACACAUCCAGAAAUAUGCUCCCGAUUUUAAACAUUAAUAUCUCCGUGAAUUUUUAAGUAAAAUACAACUGUAACAUAUCAAAAUCUAAGUUAGUCCUUCCUCUAUUUGAUGCAAGUUAUUUCUCCUUAAAAGGUUUACUUGUUUAGAAGUUAUUACGGAUCAAACCGGAGUACUUUUUUUUGGGACACCCGGUAUAUAUAUAUAUAUAUAUAUAUAUAUAUAUAUAUAUAUCAUAGGAAAUAUCAUAGGAAAUAUAAUAGGAAAUAUAAUAGGAAAUAUAGGACUAAGGUUUCGUAUUGCCCACAGCCCACAUAUUAAAAGGCGAACCUGGUAUAGAUUUCUGAAUAAAACUCAUACUGUAAUAUAUUUAUCUAUAGUUAUGCAAGCUGGUUUUGCAUUCCUUGAAGCUGGUUCGGUGAGAUCAAAGAACACAACCAAUAUUUUGAUCAAGAAUACCCUGGAUUUAUGUAAGUUCUUAUGUAUAUACGUUCGUCACUUGCAAAGGCCGGAGCACGGCGACUAUAUCAUUCUGGUCAUACAUUUUCUUGGGGCUUGUCCUCCAAACGGUAUUAGCAUGCAAAACCUCUCGCCCGAAAAACGUGUCUUGUUUCCGUGUGAAAACAAAUUCAGGAAUGCGACAAUAUGUAAAACUAUUAAAGGCUAGUUUCAGCGCAAUUUCUUGCAGACCAAUCAGAUGUCGCCAUUUUCAUAGUAUAAAAACAUGAUUUCUCUGUUUCAAGUGUAAAAUAUUACUCAUAUUUGCUUUGUAUCAAAUAGUAUCAAAUAGAACUUGUCCUCUAUUACCAAAACCGCACUAUCGCCCAAUUUUAUAUCCCUAAUAAAUAUAUCCCUAUUUUAUGAGCUAUGUAAAAAUGUGGUUUCAACAUAUCAGUGACAAUGCCAUUAAGAAAAUCAUGUAGUGUCUUUUAGUGUUAAUAUUGGCUUGGAUUUAUCCAAACCUACAAUUAAUAUGCUGAUCGAUGACCACUGCUUUUAAAAUGACCAAAAUCUCUUCUUUAGUUGUAUUACACUCAAACCUAUUGAAAAUAUUGAUCUUUUCCGCAUUUUUUUGCAACACGUAAUAUUUUUGGCAAAAUUACACCAAAAUGUUAACUUUUAGCAUAGGAUAUUAUGAGAUUUUACAUUUGUGGACAUUUUUCUCACAUGAGGUGUAUUUGUCCAUUUUUUUAAGUAAAUAGAAUAUCACACUUUGCUCUGGAACGUGUUUGUUAUGUUUUCUUGUCAAAACAUUCGGGAAUGCGAUUAUCACAAUAUUAUAUAAUACCACUGAUAUGUAAAACACAUCAUCUCAAACGAAUACAUACAUAUUCCUAUUGGUGAAAAACGGAUAUCAUUUUUUUUUAGUUUGUGGUGCCACUGUGUAUUGGUUAGUUGGUUAUUCUUUUGCAUUUGGUGGGGAUGACGAUAAUAUCAAAGGCAGAGGUGAUGCCUUCAUUGGACAUGAUAAUUUUGCAUUAUCUGAUUUGGAUGAGAACGACUAUGCGACCUGGUUCUUCCAGUUCGUAUUUGCAGCAACUGCAGCCACUAUUGUUAGUGGAGCAAUCGCUGAGAGAGCUGAGUUCAUGGCCUAUCUAAUUUACUCCGCAUUAAUAACAGGUAAAUCUUAACUUAUGAUCUAAGAUUUAAUUCUAAUUAUUUAAAGUAAUAUUAUUCUCUAACCCAGGGGCCCGUCAGAGCAAUUUGUUGGUUUAAAUUAUAACUUCGGGAUGGUAGUGAUUUUCCAUCGUCAAUUAAGGAUUUUGAGGAAAGAUGAUAACUGAUUUCCAUGUUGUUGAACUUUUAGGGCAAACAUUGGGGCUAUCCUUUGGUUUUAAAUAUUUGAAUAACACAUUUAAUUCGUACUCAGUAAUAAAAUAGUGCCCUCAAUUUUUUUCAUCACGGACGCCGUCAGAUCGCCGAGGGGGGACUAGAUCACAAACUGUGUUUGCAUGUGUUAUUUUGUGGUAAUCUAAUUUUGUGGUUUAGUCAUGGUAUAUUUUAGAACUUAUAUCAUGUAAAGGUAAAGUUUUAAAGCCUCAGAUUGAUAGGGGUAGAACUACAUGAAAAAUACAGUGGUAUCCCUAUAUCAAUCUGAAGCUUUCUUAUUACCUAGUUGCACUACCUACACUGGCAUGCACAGAACGCUCAAGUUUAAUUAAAAGCACUUUCAAAAAUAGAAUACCUUUGGGGAGACAUUAUCACUACACUUUUCUAUAUUCCAAAACACUAAAGGACACAAUAUUUUGCACGAAGAGGUGAUUUGUGUCGCUGUUUUCCCUUGAGCUGUUAAACUAAAAUUAAUUCUAUCUUGUUUACAAUACAGGUUUUGUUUAUCCCGUCGUCACUCAUUGGGCGUGGUCAAAACAUGGUUGGCUCAAGGUAUCGCAAGAAGAUGACGACAUUACUUAUCAAGACUUUGCAGGGAGUGGAGUAGUUCACAUGGUUGGCGGUAUGCUGGCUUUGACUGGAGCUAUUGCAGUAGGACCACGUAUUGGCAGAUUUGAAGAUGAUGAUAAGACAUUGCGAGGUCAUACUGUUCCUGUAUGUAUAUUUUAACUAUUUUUGUACUGUUUCACAGCUUGGCCGUUUUCCAAUCAGAAUGUGGUGAUUCUGAUAUGAAAUACAAAACGCUCAUUCGUUAAGCUUGAAUGCAGUCCUAAGGCUAAGUCGUGCAUGGAUCCUGCAUUCAACCGCUGAAUCCACUGACAUCCAACAGCAAUGAUUUAACCUUAAAAGCUGGUGCUGGAUGUAUAGAUAACAUCGUGAUUUCCUUGUGAUUCCCUUGAUGAGAUUUCCUUGUGAAUAUUUGCAAAUUUCAUUAAUCUCUCAUCAGUCUAACAUUUCGAAAGUCCUAAUUUUCUUGCUUACAGCAAAUUGAUUCGUAUAAACCCUAAUCGGUGGAAAAUUCUGCAAUACCAUAAUUGGACGACUGAAGACCUAAAUGUACAAAGCAUUAAUAUUUUCAUAUUGAUAACGAAUGAACUUAUUGUCCCAACCUGACCCUCUUAGUUACCAAGACAUUCUAUUACAAUAAAAUGAAUGCAAUAAAUAUCUAUUACGUUCUUUAGAUGGUCUCUCUUGGUGGAUUUAUUCUUUUCUUUGGUUUCCUGGCAUUUAAUGGUGGUUCUCAGGCUUCUAUCGCUGAAGAUGGUGAUGCAGCUACGGUAGCCUUAGCUAUCGUUAACACUAUCUUGUCAGGUGCGUACAAUUACCUGUCUGUUUUCCCAAAGGCCGAUUUGCACCACACAAAUUUUGCCUAAAACUGUCGAAUGCAACCUGAGUGGGUAAAACUUUUUAUUAUAUGGCAAGCAUUUGUUUUGAUGAAUCGUGCAAUUUGAUUGGCUGCUGACGAGGCAGGAUUUUCCCGUAUUGCCCACGGGCAAUACGCAAUUUUUAUUGCCCUGCGACGAGAGCCGAGUUUCAAACGGCAAAAAGUGUUUAAAAGUCUUUCAAACUAUUCAAAACGAAGAAAAAUAAACCUAAACUAAAGAAAUGAAGCACCUUCUGUGGUUAAAGAACUUUCUCAAUAUGUUUUUGUUAGCGAAAGUCGAAAUUACAGGGUAAAUUUUACAAUGUUUAUAACUAUUAAACCAGUCAGGAAUAGCUGUGAUUUGAUCUAAAUCAGCCACAGAUUUAUAUUUUUUUCCUGAAAAUUUCUGUUUUUGUUCGAUAUGAGAUGAAGCGAACUAAAAACGUACUUGUCCAUACUGUUUAUUAAUUUUAUUGUUUUCAUAUUUGUAAUUGUCUUUGAUUAAAUGACGAAAUACCUCGUUUUUUUCUUGAAAUCACUAUCCAAACUGUGUUUUGCUAACCAAGAGAACAUUUUUUACAAUUGUUCUUUUUUGCAAAUGUUUCGGACUUUGUACUUUGCCCUCGCGUGACCUUUUUUUCCAUUUUUUACAAACGUACAAUGCCAUAUAAUAAAAAACUUACUGACCUCAACCGUUCGGGCAGUACGGGAAAAUAUCCAACCUCGGUCUUCCUGUAUUGACUUCGCUAUCGCUCGGUCAGUACAGCAAGACCUCGGUUGGAUAUUUUCCCGUACUGCCCUCACUCUCGGUCAGUAAGUUAUUAAUACUUUUAAAAAUAUCGCAAACCAAUCAAAAACAUUUAAAACAUAGGAAGAUAUAAAAUUUAUAUUACAGGAAAUAUAAUGCACAUAUUUGGUACUGGUUAGAAAUUUCCCCGGGGCAAACGUAUUUGUCCGUCGUAACAAUGACAGCACCGUCCUUUUUCAUCAGGUAUUCGUUUCCUGAGAGCAUCCGGUAUUCAUUCCCUUGUAGUAUCUAUCUCAUAUGUCUUGCCAUUUUCCUGUCAUAAGUGACUCCUGCCCCACCCAAAAUUACAACAAUACAUGCUUGAGGAAAGCACGUCACCUCGGCUAAUAGAGCCUCGUUUUCGUGAUAGAGAUGUUUUAUUCAAUGCCACGUAUACACGAAUACGAGGCUCUAUAGCUAAAGUGACCUACUUUCUAGAAGGGUGUAUUGUUAUGAAUCAUUUAUAGGUGCUGGAGGUGCUAUAAUGGCAAUGGUUAUCAAGCGAAUAGCAACAGGAUUUUUCACUGGACAUUGGAGUUUACUGACAACAAUUAAUGGAGGACUGGCAGGAAUGGUAGGAAUAUUUUAACAUUUUUUUAGGUAUAACCUCUGUCUCUAUUUCGGAUUUUUCAAAUGAGUCUAUUUAAAAUUUUACACAGAAAACAUUAUUUCUGUUAGGUAUUGUCUAGAGAAAACAUAAUUUAAGUUAAUGAUAUCGAAACUAAAGAACCAAAUCUAGUUCGCAGAAAAGACAUUAACAGCAGAACUAUUCAGAAUAGUACAGUACAGGCCGGAGACACGUAUGGGCAGAAUGAAACGGUACAAAUUACAUACACAACAAUACAGUAGAAACAACUAAAGGGACUAUAAACCCGAAACAUGAUCAUACUGUUCAUGAGUCCAUUCUAUCCUGAAAAUCCUGAAAGUCUCCACAACUUCGUUACGUUUUCUUUUCACUUAUAAGGUAAUAUAACAGUAAUACAAAAUUAUAUUAAGGUGGCUAUUUGCGCUGGUUGCAAUACAGUUCAUCCCUGGGCUGGAUUUGUUAUCGGUCUUGUUGCUGGUCUGGUCUUCAUGACAUGGAGCUAUUUGAUUGAGAAAUUGAAAAUUGAUGAUCCUCUUGAUGCGGUUGCAGGUAUCAUUAAUCUUGAAAUUUAAUUGGGAAAUGGCAACAAAAUUAUGCUUUCCAGAUUUGAAAUAUGGAUUACACCAGCCAAGCAUUCGCAUACUACUAUUUGUUUUGAAUACGUGGACCCCACGUAUGUUAGAGGAAUCAUAUGUACAGUAAUCAUUAAUUACGCUUUUCGUAUUAGUUUGCAAAUUUAAAAUUUGAAACCAUUUUAUCACUAAAUUUACCUCAACUUGGCAUAAUUCGGCAAAAGAAAUUAUUAUUACAUUUUCAAACACUCAUUAAUAAUUCAUAGGCUUAUUGGCAAAUCAUGUCAAGUGUCAACCAUAAUAUGUCACGUGCAGUGGCUUUAAACUUGAUAAAACACUCCUAAUUAGUAUUCUUUAUAUAAAGAAUACUAAUAAAGCAGUAUCUAUCGUGGUCGUAUCCUCAUUAGUAUUUUUUAUAUAAAGAAUACUAAUAAGGCAGUAUAUCUAUUGAAUUUGUAGUCGAGUUUGAAGCCGUUUAAUAAACUCGCAGGUCGUGUUUUAUUAGGUCUAAAGCCACUCGCGCUGCGCGUGACUUUAAACCUAAUAGAACACUCCUGCUCGUUUAUUAAACAGUACAUAAAACGGACUAUCUUUCUUUAUAAUAUUGAGUAACCCAAAAGGGCUAUGCACGAAGAAGAUGUUUUGACCCUUCAGGCCUUAAAAUAUCGGUCCGUCACGGACAUUGUCCGACCCAUUCGUGAAAUUGUCCGACGUAGAGAGGAAACCACCGGACAUUCUGUCCGACCAAAGUGAAACUGAGGUUUAUUGUUUGUCCGACCCGAGUGUAUUUGUGUCCCACCAAACUACAUGUAGCUUUGUCCGACGUAAAUCAAAAUGUACCCUGGCCCAGGACUAGGCUUGUAUGUUAAAUGGAAAAUCAGAGUACUAUUGUAUAAAACGUGAACUAGAAAUGUUGUUUUAACGUAGUCGAGCGCGGGGCGGCGAGCGAAAUGGUGAAGUGGAAAACGGGCUUAAUGUUGUCGACGUCUUUUUUAACACUGCUGUUCUGGCAAGCAAAUUAAUUCUGGCUUGGAAAUAAGUAUGAAAGAAACAAAUUAUUUAAUAUCUUUACAAUAUUUACCAUUUAUUCAUUUGUGUCAUACAGACUUAUUUCCGAGUCAAAACUGAACUGAAGGUCAUCGGACAUAUGUCCGACCCAAACUCGACGUCACCGGACAUUUUGUCAGACGGCCCUGUAAAAGAUAUUUUAAGGCCUGGACCCUGCAGGCUGCCCCUUCUUUUAAAUAUAUUAAAAUUUGUUUUAUGACUAAUCUAAUGACUAUCUAUUAAUAAUAUAUUUAUACAUAUAAGUACCAUUUAAACACGAGCAGGAGUGCUUUAUCAAAUAUAAAAUACGAAGCGACAGCCGAGCCAACUUAUGAGUUCAUGGGUGAAGUAAUUUUACAAAUAAAGGGUCAUAAUCUACCUAUACUAUCCAGGUUCGUGGUUGGUUGAUUAUAACAAUGAAAGACAAUAAACUAUAAAAAUCGUCCUUCUAAAGAACGAGUCACGAACAAUGAUCAUUUUUGUUUCUGAAAGCCAAUCACAAAACAUGAUCAUUUUAGGUAGGACUUUACCCAAAAUAAACGUUGUCCAAGCCCGAGAAAAUUGCAGCUAAAGUUUAUGUAAAUUAACACAGUCAUUUUUAUCAAAUUUAAAACCACUAAAUUACCUUUCUCUUUUCCUCAAGAAUUAUUAAUGAGUUUUUAAAAUUUCUUUAUAACAUUUAUAUAUUUAUAUAUUUAUAAAUUAACAAAAAGUUAACAAGACAUGUGAGUUUUCAGAAUCGCGAAUUUGGUGGGAUUGUGCAUAACCAUUCGUUGCAUGACUCAAUAGGCAACGAUUCCAAAAACGUACAACUAUAACAAGCGGUUUACUUUUAGUACAUUACGGAGCUGGUUUUUGGGGAGUCAUUGCUGUUACCUUGUUCAGCAAAAAAGACGGCGUCUUUUAUGACUGGGAUGAAAUGGCUUUCAAGAGACUUGGUUGGAACUUACUUGGUGCAAUCGCUAUCUCCGCUUGGGCCUUGUUCUGGGGGUUGGCAAUUUUCAUGUCUCUCAAAUUACUGAAGAUUUUGCGUGUAUCUCGAGACAUUGAAAUCAAAGGUAAGCUUAUUGACAGAUUCGAAUACUACAAAAUUUUGCACUAUUUUAUAUUUUAUGCAUAACGAAGCAAAUAAAGAAUUUUUCAACACGAAAUUAUAGACCUUUGAAAUGUCCAAAAAGAAACAAAACGACGCUACUUCAGUCUUCUUUGCUAAGUUUAGCAUAAACGUCGCUAUUUUUAAGAUUUAAUUUCUCAAAGAGAUUACAUACUAUUAUUAUCUUUAUACUUUGCAAAACUAUUAGUCUUGAGGUACUCUAUAAAGUAGACUUGCUCCAAGUCUCUCUUUCAUUUUCAUUUUCAUAUAGUAUCGAUCCACUAUAGUGUACAUUACAUGACGUAGUACGGAGGGGCGGAGCGAGAAAGAGAGACUUGUCAACUUCGGAAAAUCUCGGUUCAAAACUGAACCGAAAAUGCAAGACUUGCUUUAAUUGUUUUCUGUCAGUGUUUAUAUGUAUUGAUAUAACACAGUGUAAAUAACAUGAGUUCCAUUAUAGUAAAUAAUACAGAAAGAAAUUGACGGAAAGAAUAGUAAAGCAAGUCUUGCAUUUUCGGUUCAGUUUUGAACCGAGAUUUUCCGAAGUUGACAAGUCUCUCUUUCUCGCUCCGCCUCUUCGUGCUACGUCAUGUAAUGUACACUAUAGUGGAUCGAUAUGACAAUGAAAGAGAGACUUGGAGCAAGUCUAUCUAUAAAGCGGCAGAAGUGCAUGUCUUAGCUAUAUAAGGCCUUUAGGUUUUGGGCAUGCUUCUAAAUUUCCAGGGUUUCUAAACUUCGUGGCAAAAUUUAUAUACGGUUCCAAUUAUAUGCUCGAAGUUAUGAACCUACACGGCUUUACGUAAAUAAUGAAGCGACGUUUUAUCUUUCCGUGUUUUUUCAUUUUUAACCGUAAUGACACGGCCUGCUAGCUAAGACCUUGACCUGCAGCAGUCUAUAUAGACCGAUUCGAAAAAUAAUUUCUUCUUUUUUCUUCCGAAAUUAAUUUCAACCAAGGUAAUCACUGGUGCCUUUUUGAACACCUCAAGACAUAUAUUAACUAUGUUUUUUUUCAAAAUAUAAAUAUUAUACCAAAAUAUAAUAUAAAUAAACUUUUAUUCAAAAAAUAAAUAUAAACCGCAACCUGGCUAACUUAGUUCCAAUACCGAAAUGCAACAAACCGGUUCCAACCAGAUCCCUUCCAAAUAUUAUGCUUCUUAAUGCUCGAUCAAUCCUUAAUAAAGUCGAUGAAAUAUCUAUUCGCACCAAAAUUCUCAACCCUGAAGUCCUAUGUAUCACAGAAACGUGGCUGAAUGACCACAUUCCAGAUGAAGUUGUUCAAGUGAGUGGCUACACAAUUAUCCGGAAAGAUAGAGCAAACGGAAUUCGCGGCGGAGGAGUCUGUAUUUAUAUACGGGAGCACCUACCUUACAAAGUGCGCGAAGACUUGUCACAUUAUUCUAUCGAAUGCCUUUGGACUACAAUCCGACCUAAGUGGCUCCCAAGACGUAUUUCACGAAUAGCGAUAGCAGUUGUAUACCUCCCACCUCUUACUUCAAAUCAAGAAAUAGAAACAUUUUACGAUUAUCUCUGCUAUUGUGUCGAUACACUGGUUUUAGAGAGCACAGAAACAGCCUUCAUAGUGACUGGUGAUUUUAAUCCAAAUAGUAAUAAUUUCAACGAAAAACGUCUCAAAACGUUGUGUGGUCUGAAACAAGUCGUCCGCGUCCCUACGAGAGAAGGUGCCAUUUUGGAUUUAAUUUUUUCUAAUGUCGCAUCCUAGCUUUUACUCCAUUCCCUUAGCUUUAGCUCCAUUAGAUUCAUCGGAUCAUGUUAUUAUCCAGUGGAAGUCCAAAGACGUCGAAAAAUAUAUUAACCGAAUAAGGAAAGUGACGGUGAGACCUAUUAAGGAUUCUAGUUUAGAAGCCUUUGGGCAGUGGAUAAACUCAUAUGAUUGGUCUAACAAGGUUGCCAACGGUCAACCAAAAACUGGAAAUGUUCACCCAAGUAAUUAAUAGCAGUGUAGAUACCUACUUCGGUACUUCUCUAAACGUACCGUAAAGUUCCACCAAGAGGAUAAACCGUUUUUAACAGGAAGAAUUAAAACAUUAAUAGUGAACCGAGAUAAAGCUUUUGCGAAAGGAGAUGAACAGAAAUUCACAUCGUUGCGUAACAAAGUUCGCUAAGAAAUGAAAAAGGAAAAACAAACGUUUUACCGGGUCAAAGUAAAACCAUUACAGUCUAAUAACCCAAAAGAUUGGUGGAAAAGUAUCAAACGUAUAUGUGGAAUAAGCAAAAACCAAAAAAUCAACCUUGUCAACCCAGACUCUGGUGAACCUCUAACCUCAGAAGAAGCAGUAGAGUGCAUUAAUGAUUAUUUAAUUAACCUAACUAAAGACUAUAAUAAAAUAUCAAACGAUCUACAGCUGGGUGGAGACGAUCUUGAUCUUCCUACCAUUUCAAGGGAAUGUAUUGCACAAAAGCUUAAAGAAAUCAAUAUCAAUAAGUCCCCAGGUCCCUUUGAUCCACUAACGAAAAUUAUCAAACACUUUGCGGAGCAGUUAUCCGGUCCACUAACAGACAUUAAUAUUAACACCUCCUUUCAAGAGAAAUGUUUUGGGGAGAUUUGGAAAGCAUACAACUGCUGCCCUAUCCCAAAGUCAAAUCCAUGCACUACAGUAGGAGAUAUUAGACCAAUUGCCCUUACAAGUGUAUUUUCAAAAAUUCAAGAAUCAUUUGCACUGGAUUGGAUGUUGGAAGAUUCAAGCGACUGUCUCAGCGAACGUCAAUUUGGGGGAAUUCCACGUUCGUCGUUUCUACUAGCCCUCCUCGAAAUGCUAUACACACAUGGUUUGUCGCCUUGGAGAAACCCAAAUCGGUAAUUAGAAUCGUUUUCUUGGAUUUUUCCAAGGCAUUUGACCUUAUAGAUCAUAACAUCUUGCUGAAUGACUUUAAAUCUGUUGGAGUUCGUCCCGCUUUACUACCAUGGUUAGCCUCGUACCUAUCCGAUCGGUUACAGAGGGUAAACAUAGAUGGAUCGACAUCGUGUUUUAAAAAGAUCAACGCAGGGGUACCUCAAGGAAGUAAAAUCAGCCCGAUAGCAUUUAUUACCAAAAUUAAUAAACUACCAGAUUUGGCACUCACUGACAAAAAUUCAGGAAAAGAACAUGUUUCAAUUUUUAUGGAUGAUACUACCCUAUCAGAGAUUCUCAAUAUAAAUAACCCUGAAACCCACCCAGUGAGCAACAUCGAUCCAAGCAAAUGUUGAAAGAAUUUCAAAAUUUUCAAGAGAGAGGAAAACAUGAGGUUGAACUUGAAAAAAACUAAAGAAAUGGUAAUCGACCUUCGAAUGAUGAAAUCUAAAAUACCAGUGAUUCCGAUAGACAACAUUCCUAUUGAAAGAGUACACUCCCACAAGCUAUUAGGCAUUUGGCUUCAGUCGGAUCUCAAAUGGCAUACUAAUACCUUUUUUAUUAUUAAUAAGGCCAGGAAACGCCUAUAUUGGAAUACGGUGACAUAAUAUUAUGGCAUGGAGGCCUAACGUUCUCACAAAGUCAAGAUAUUGAAAGAAUCCAAAAACGUGCUCUAAGGAUUAUCAUUCCUGACCUAAGUUAUGAAGAUGCUCUUGCUUCGUCUAAACUACUUCCACUUAAUCAGAGACGGGACAUGCAUUGCAGUGACUUAAUUAAAAACAUGUCCUCCCCGUCACAUAAAUUACACUACUUAUUACCUGUGAAAGUGGGAAACAUUAGAAAUAGGGAAACUAGAUCCAAUAGAAACAAAUUUUAUAACUUUAAAAGUAGAACUAAUCGUUUUAAGAACAGUCCACUAGUCUAUGCUAUUGAUAAAUACAAUAAUAAUAUAUAAUGUUCUUACUACAGUAGAUGUAAAUAGAUAUAGUUUUAAUAACAUUUUAAUAGAUUAGUAGUAGUAUUACCUAUGUAAAUACAUGACAAUUAAGUUAUCUUAUUCCAUGUAUACUAUUAAAACCCAUUAUUAUUAUUAUUAUUAUUAUUAUUAUUAUUAUUAUUAUUAUAUAAAUCAAAUAAAUAUAAUAUAGUAAAUAUAAUUUGAAAAAUUAAAUGUUUAAAACAUCGAUGGUUAUAUGCUAGAUUGAACAAACAAGCAUGAACAAUCUCGUUUUGGUGCUUUUUGCACAUCUAAAAGGGCUAUACAAUUGCGCAUACAUGGAUUGUUUUCAAUAUUAAACGUUUACACUUUGUCUCAAAUAACAGUCUCGGUUGGAAAAUUGUUCAUUAGCCUUGACCCUUGUAAUGCAUAAAAUAUGCAAUAAUGUAAAGUAGGCUAAUUGUAUGACAUUUUAUAGUAUAAUACCGGAUAUAUCAAAGUAUGUGCGAUCCAACCACAAUACCAUGAUUGGAAGGAAAAUAACAUGCAAUUAAGUUGGUCCUAUUUCCGACGUCAGACUUUUCAAAAACUUUGUGUAAAUGCGAAUAAACGAACAGUCAACUCAUUUACAUUAGAUUCUGCAUGAUGAAAAAGUUCGAUGUCUGGAAUGAUUAGAAGUUGUAAUCACUAAAUGACGUAGUUUUAUACACUUUUUAGCUAUCUUCAUACUUUUUAGAUAUCUAAUAUGCUUUUAAUGAGAUAUUUCAAUCUGUUUGACAGCAUUGCAUGGAAGCGUCGAAAUUAAAAUUUUUCGCAAAGCUCAUGAAAUAUCUUGACACUUUUGAACUAUAUUUUCAAAAACCAAACGAGUUCAAGUUAAUUUAAAAGAAUAUUUUAUUAUUCUAUUUCGGCCGUACCAAUUAUGACGUCAUUUUACCGAUAAAAAGAACAUACUUUAACUUCUCAGAAAUGAAACAGUAUAUUCAAAAGAUUUUAAAUAAUAUCUUUAUGACUAUAGAUAACUUCAUAAUCUAUUUCCACUGUUAUUCAAAAUAUAGGAUACAAACAAAAAAGUAUUUAUUGUCAUAUAACUUUCAAACCUUUCAGGGCUUGAUGUCCCCAAGCAUGGUGAACCUGCUUACCCAUACUCUAGUUAUGGUGAUGGUUGGGGUGAAUCACCACCUACAGUGAAUGGUAACCACAAUGGUCAUGGUCUAACCAACCGCGGAGGAAGUUACGACGUCACUGUCACUACACACUGAAUUACGACCAAGUUAUGAACUGGACAUAAGAGUUACUAAAACCUGAAGUUGCAAUUAUUUUUAUGUUGAAUACGAUGAUAGAAUUAGUAAAUUGAUACAAUUAAUCGAAAAGCUAUAGCAAUGAAGAAUAAAUGUCAUGUGAGAUAUACACUUCGUCAGUUAUAUAAUACUACCUAACGAUUUUUUCAUAAUUACUGUAUAUGCAUGCUAAGAUACGUAUGUCACAUUGUUGUACAUGUAACAUUGUAGAAAAAGAUUUUAACUAUUAGGGACUGGUUGUUAUUUAUAGCCUUGUGGGGCCGAAGAAAAACUAUUAUGGAAAACGAAAAAAUAUUUACCCGACCUGUUUUGAAACAAAAAUUCUAGCUAUACCCCACCCAAAAAAUUACCCCACCCAAACCUAUUUUUUGCAAAGGUCCUAACAUAGAAUCGGUGAUAAAAGAGUUAAGAUCCAAACUUGUUUUGGAUGAGUAAGAUCAUCUGACGUUAAGGUUACAGGACACCCUUUUUGGCGUUUUGCGGAAAAUCGCUACUGCGCGCUCAAUAUCAGUCCGAUUUUCACCAAAUUUUCACCAAAUGUUCUCCAGUGCAUACAAAAUAUGGUAAAGUUGUAAAAUUAACAAGCAAUAAAAUAAUGUAAGAAUUAUUCAGGAAAAUCUUAAAUCGCGGUACCUUUACGCUUUUGAGUUGUGUUCCUGCUGGUUUUAAGUUAUAUUUAUGAAAAUAUCAUUUUUAUACAGUAAAAUAGUUGUUCUAAAAAAUUGUGUUCGGAAAUUUUUGUUUAUUUCGUCAUUCGGCUGAUAUGGCGAUUUCUUUGACGACUGCA